AUGGGCGUCCAUCACAGGCUGGUAGAACCAAUCCAGAGCACUCCCUCAUCUUCACCACAACGAAGAUCCUUGGAAGAUGUCAAAGAUCGCACAUUCGAUUACAUUGUCAUCGGUGGCGGGACAUCAGGCUGUCUUUUAGCAUCCCGACUCGCCACUGCAUCCAACGCGACCAAAGUGCUCCUCGUAGAAGCAGGCGGCGAAGCUGAAGAUGAUCCAGAGAAUUUGGUUCCCGGUCUCGUAGUUCCCAAGUUCGGUAGCGAGGUUGGGAAUUGGCUUUAUGAGACUGCUCCACAGAAGCAGCUUGGCGGGAGGACGAUUGUGUAUCCGCGAGGAAGGGGGUUGGGUGGUAGCUCGGCUGUAAACUUGAGUAGCUGGGUCAGAGGUCCGAAAUGUGACUUUGACUCCUGGGCCGAAGCUACGGCAGAUCCAUGGUGGCGGUGGGAGAAUGCUGUAAAGUACAUGAAGAACCUCGAGGACUUUCAUCCCGAAUGCCCUAUUGGAAUGGAAAAGUACAUCGAUCCGAAGCCAGAGAUGCACAACACGGGUGGACCAAUUGGUGUAGGCACUGGAGCCGAAUGGCAGGCCUUGGUAAAGCACUGUUUGGAAGGAGCAAUUGAAGCCGGCCACCGCUUGAAUCUCGAUCACAACGAUGGCGAUCCGAUGGGUGUCGCUGUGGCUCAGAUGAAUGUCGAUUCUGGAGUACGCAUCAGCAGUGCUGGUGCCUUUUUGAAACCUGCCGCGAGGGAGAAGCUGGGUAAUUUGCGGGUUGUGACCGGCACUAUCUGCAAGAGAAUCAUAUUUGAGGGCAACAAAGCAGUCGGCGCCGAGCUCAUUGCUUCUCGCCCGCCUGUUGGUCAAAAAGACGAGGUAGCGAAAGUCCACGCAAGCAAAGAAAUUGUGCUCACCGCCGGCACGAUGGAAUCUCCCCACAUUCUGCUCCUUUCCGGUGUCGGUCCUGCGGCGGAGUUGAAGGGGCACAACAUCGAAGUCGUGAAAGAUGUGCCCGGCGUCGGAAAGAACAUCCGAGACCAUUGUGCUUUCAGCAUUGAAGCUGUGAUUGACGAGACGAUCCCAGGACAGAACCAGCUUCUCAAAGACCCAGAGGCCCUCGCAGCCGCGCAGAAACAAUACCAGGAGUCGAAUACAGGCCCACUCGCAGUUUUUGGAGCAAGCGCUGCAGUACUCUUCGCUCGCAUUCCAGAGCUAUACGAAUCGUCUGAAUUCCUAGCCCUACCAGAAGAGAUCCAGACAUUCCUGAAACAUCCCGAGCGACCUAGCACCGAGCUCUGGAUGCACGGUGGUCCUCUUUUCUACUCGGGGCCAGUUGCACCUACAGACUCGGUGAUUGCGGUCGAAGGCUUGUGCCAGAAUCUCCUAUCCAAAGGCUCCCUGACUUUGCGCAGCAAUGACCCGAGGGAGCUGCCUCUUGUAGAUCCCGCGUACUGUGCUGAACCGUAUGACUGGCGUAUUGCAGUGGAAACCAUGAAAGUCCAGCUUCGGAUUCUGCAGAGCCCAUCGAUGCAGGCAAUUCUUCGAAAGCCCCUUCACGGCCCUSGUGGUAAAGGUGACGAUGGCGCGGUGAAGCUGUGCUCUCCUGAGGACGAUGAGGCUAUCCUUGCCUUCCUAAAGAAAGAGUUAACGCAGGGCUUCCACUCCAUGGGCUCUUGUGUGAUGGGGAAAGAGGGAGACAGUCAACGCGUAGUCACUGCGGACUUUGAAGUGGUCGGGCUGGAAUGGUUACGGGUGGCCGACAUGUCGGUCUGUCCAAUUUUGACCAAUAACCACACUCAGAUUAAUGCAUAUCUCAUAGCUGAGCGGUGCGCACAGCUAAUGCUGGAAUCUGACUGA
Ramularia collo-cygni is the source of this 1848-nucleotide messenger RNA. Its product is annotated as related to alcohol oxidase. The coding region runs from base 1 to 1848 and encodes 615 amino acids. The record is from RefSeq and is a predicted model, not a curated record. Lineage: Eukaryota; Fungi; Ascomycota; Dothideomycetes; Mycosphaerellales; Mycosphaerellaceae. Gene Ontology annotation, molecular function: oxidoreductase activity, acting on CH-OH group of donors; flavin adenine dinucleotide binding. The transcript has 3 exons.